Danaus plexippus (monarch butterfly) is the source of this 3788-nucleotide messenger RNA. It is a transcript of the gene Ide, whose product is annotated as insulin-degrading enzyme. The record is from RefSeq and is a predicted model, not a curated record. The transcript has 24 exons. Gene Ontology annotation, molecular function: metalloendopeptidase activity; metal ion binding. Gene Ontology annotation, biological process: peptide catabolic process. Gene Ontology annotation, cellular component: mitochondrion; cytosol. Bases 300 to 3305 code for a protein of 1001 amino acids. NCBI's taxonomy places the organism in Eukaryota, Metazoa, Arthropoda, Insecta, Lepidoptera, Nymphalidae.
GUCAAAGUCUACUUGCACAACAAUAGUGAUUCGUUUUACAGUGACGAUACACAAAAAAUAAUUAAUUCGUUGUAAUUAAUAAACUUUAAACAUACAUUGAAAUAAAUUAUCCAAGCUGGCAUCUAGAAGAGUGUUCCUGAUAGGUUUUCAUAGCUUUUCACCGACUUUAACGUAUCGAGCGGGCUCCAAUAGGUUAGAAUCUGCUUUUUGUAUUGAUUGGGUUUGCUGCUGUUGUGAUUAGUAUCGUAAUAGUGCUUGUUAGUACAAGCUACAUAUACAGCCAGCGACGUUCUCACUCAAUGACGGUGCCACAGUACGCGCCGCGGUCCCCGGGCCGGGCUCCGAGCCCUGUGGAGCUUCGCCCCGGCGGUGGCAGUGACUCACCCUCUAACAUAAUCAAAAGAUAUGACAACAUCAUUAAAAGUCCCGAAGAUAAAAGAGACUACAGAGGUCUCAAGCUCUCUAACCACCUUAAAGUGUUGCUCGUGAGCGACCCGACCACGGACAAGUCGGCCGCGGCGUUAGAUGUCAAUGUUGGUUAUUUGAGUGACCCGGACGAGGUGCCCGGACUCGCUCAUUUCUGUGAACACAUGCUGUUCCUGGGCACACAGAAAUAUCCAGAGGAAAAUGAGUAUAACAAGUUCCUCUCUGAACACGGGGGCUCCUCAAACGCCUCUACUUCAUCAGACCACACCACUUACUACUUCGACGUGUUGCCGCAACACCUCGGCAGGGCUCUGGACAUUUUCGCUCAGUUCUUCAUCUCGCCGCUCUUCACGGAGGGCGCCACCGGUCGCGAACUCUCCGCCGUGAACUCGGAACACGAGAAGAACACCUCCUCGGACACGUGGCGCCUCGACCAGCUCAAUAAGAGCACAGCGGAUGACAAUCACCCCUACCACAAGUUUGGCACCGGUAACCGCGACACGUUAGAGAGGAUACCGAGGGAGAGGGGCAUCGACGUGAGGCAGGAACUGCUGAAGUUCCACCAGAAGUGGUACUCCGCUAAUAUCAUGACCCUGAUCGUUGUGGGGAAAGAAAGCCUGGAUGAUCUAGAAGGUAUUGUUGUGAAACUUUUCUCCGAAGUGGAGGACCGGGGCGUGACCGCGCCCACCUGGCCGGAGCACCCCUUCCCCCCGCACCUGAGGAAGAAGAGAGCGUACUGUUGCCCCGUUAAGGAUCUAAGGUCGCUGUCCAUAGACUUCCCCAUACCGGAUACGAGGAAACACUACAAGAGUGGACCGGGCCAUUAUUUAUCACAUCUUCUGGGACACGAGGGUCCCGGCAGCUUGUUGGCAGCUCUCAAACACCGAGGCUGGUGCAACAGCCUGGUGGGUGGAACACGUAUUGGAGCUCGUGGGUUCGGCUUCUUCGGAGUGCAGGUGGACCUGACUGAGGAGGGGGUGAAGCAUAUCGAUGAGAUCGUUGAGCUGGUCUUCCAGUACAUCAGUAUGUUACGCGAGUCCGGAACCCAGCGCUGGGUGUGGGAAGAGCAGCGAGAUCUGAUGGCUUUGGAGUUCCGCUUCAAAGACGCGCAGGACCCUCGAACGAUGGCGGCGGGUCACGUGCACCUGCUGCAGGAGUUCCCUAUGGAGGACGUGCUGUCCGCGUACUACCUCAUGACGGACUGGCGCCCGGACCUCGUGGACGAAAUGCUGAAGAUGCUGACGCCGGAGAACGUGCGUGUGGGCGUGGUCGCCAAAUGUUUCGAGAAGAAAUGCACUCAGAUUGAGCCGUGGUACGGAACCAAAUAUCUCCAGGAAGAUAUUGAAGAGAGUCUGCUGAAGCGUUGGGAGUCCGCCCAGCCGACUUCCGAGCUCCACCUUCCGCCGCCGAACGAGUUCAUCCCCACCAACCUGGCCCUGGAGACCUCGCCCGACCCCACCAAGGACGGCAUCGCACCGGUUAUAAUCAAGGACACGCCGCUGAUGAGACUCUGGUACAAGCGGGACGGUGAGUUCCAGCUGCCAAAGUCAUUCGUCACUUUGGAUCUCGUGAGCCCGCUCGCGUACUCGGACCCUGUCUGCUGCAACCUAACGUCAAUAUGGGUUCUGUUACUGCGGGACAGUUUGCAGCAGUUCGCUUACUCUGCAGAACUCGCAGGUCUGAGGUGGAGCGUGGGCAACGCUAAAUAUGGACUCAGUAUAGCGAUAGACGGCUAUGAUGAGAAGCAGCACGUGUUGCUGGAGAAGAUCAUGGAACACCUGGUGAACUUCCACGUGGACCCCGCGAGGUUCAAGGUCAUGAAAGAGAGUCACAUAAGAGCCAUCAGGAACUUCGAGGCUGAACAACCAUAUCAGCACGCCGUCUACCAGCAGGCCAUGUGUCUCUCCGACUUAGUGUGGACGAGGUGUCAGUUACUGGAAGCAGCACACAGCUUAACACCGGAACAGUUAACCGAGUUCACCAUGCUGCUGAUGAGGCGUGUCCACGUCGAGGGCCUCAUGUUCGGGAACCUGACGAGGGAGCGAGCCCUGGAGGUCGCGGACAGUAUAGAAGACAAAUUACCGAAGGACGCGACGCCGCUGCUGGCCCAGCAACUGUUAUUGUACAGAGAAAUCGAAAUCGAAAAAGGCUCGUGGUUUCUCCGCGAGAUCGAGAACAGUGUUCACAAGUCGUCGUGCGCGUCCGUGUACUACGCGUGCGGCGUGCGGCGGGUCAGGCAGAACGUUGUUCUGGAGCUGCUGGCCCAGGCUCUGAGCGAACCCUGCUUCCAUGUGCUGAGGACACAGGAACAGUUGGGUUACAUAGUGUUUAGUGGUAUCCGCCGCUCUAACGGGGUCCAAGGUCUGCGUGUGAUCGUUCAGAGCGACCGACAUCCGGCGUACUUGGAAGACAGGAUUGAAAAUUUCAUACGGAGGUCGCAGGAAUAUCUGGAGAAUAUGACGGAAGAAGAGUUCCUUAAACAUCGGUCGUCCUUAGCGGCUCAGAAGCUCGAGAAGCCAAAGAGAUUGGCGACCAGAGCCUCGCAGAUGUGGAGCGAGAUAACAGCUCAGGUGUACAACUUUGACAGGAUGCACGUAGAGGUUGAGGAGUUGAACACAGUCACUAAGGACGAACUACUGGAAUUCUAUAAGAAGCACAUAAGCCCCAAGUCUCUGGAGCGUCAGAAGCUGUCAGUGUAUGUAGUCUCUACAGCUGAAGGUGGCGCUGGGAACAAAGAGGCGAGCGAAGAAAAUGAUAACGAGACUCUACAACCAACGAAGAUCACGGACCUAGUGGACUUCAAGUCUAGGAGGAGAUUGUAUCCAAAUCCGCUGCCUUUCAUUAAUAUACCGCGGAAGGGGGCCCACUGCAAACUGUAGGCCCCUGGGGGCUUUAAGUCUGGGGCCUAGAAUUUAGACCCCUGGGAGCCUUGAAUCUGGGGCCCUAAACUUAGUCUAGACCUAAACAUAAAAUGAAUGAUAUUCUGUUUUUAUAGCUGAAAUUUUAAGUGGCUUCGAUAUUAUAAAUUAGGGGCCUAAUGACACUUAAAAUUCUCAAGCACCGGAACAGAAAUGAAUAGCUCCUUAAGUCUCAGUUAUGGAGACUGAAUAUAAUUACACAUUUCUAUUAUGAUUUUAACACAAUAAAAUGAAAUAAAAUAGUUUUAUUUUUUCAAUUCAUAUAUAAACAAAAAUAUAUGUAUAUACAUAUAUAUAUUUUUUUUAUUUUUAUUUUUUUAAAGUUUUUUUUUUCCAUAAUUUUUAAAUGUAAAAAAACUCAUGUAAAUUUUAUGUUUAACAUAAAAGACAUUGAUACUUUGUGAGUUGUAAAAUAACGAUAAGGAUAAAUAAAUAUGCGAAUUA